UGCCUGUUAACUUUCUCAGCGCUCUCGCCGGCUCGCUCGCUCGUUCGCUCCAUCUCUGUUUAAAGACGCGACGCAAUGGGAGAGGUCGAGAAAGGUGGAAAGAUUUGAUUUUGAACAAGAAAACGAACGGAGAUUCGAGAUAGAAGCGAAUCCGAGCGAAAGGAAAAGGGGGCGGAGAAGAGAGAGGAGAGCGUGGGAGGCGUUUGAUGGCAAUAAUGCUGGGUCGGGAGAGCGUUUUAACAAGGUGGGAAAAGGCCGAGCCUAGCUGUGGGUUUUGAUUUCUUAGCUCCGCGCCUCCGUUCCACUCCCUAAAAGAGCCUCCUUUGCCAAAAGAAGAAGAAGAGGAGGGUAUAGUCAAAAGAAAGUAUUUUUGAGAGAUAAACAGAGGGAGGCAACAAGAGGAAGAGGAUUAGAAAAAGGUAAGGGGAAGAAAGCUGAGAGAAAGAAGAGUGGCAAGCUCUUCUUUCUAUGCCCUUUUCCUUGAAGGAUCGACAAAAGGCCGAAAUAAAAGCAAAAGAUGGCAGAAGAUUGCUGUUCCUUCAAUAAGGGUUUCUUGGUGAUUUUCAAGAUCUUUGUAUCCGAUUAAUGCACUGGCUUGAACAAUCCUCUGUGCCUGUGGACUUCGAAGCAUCUCAUAGCUUGUGGUUUACCCCGAUAUUCUGGCGCCUUGCAUUUGAAAAAAAUAUUUCUUAGAUCAGGAUUUUUUUGGGUGAAUUGUGGUAUGAAUUACUGGUCUGGGAUUCAUUAACUUCCACGGACUUUGCAUGUUCUUCUUCUUCUGGUCAUCAACUAGUUGAGUGAUUUGGGUAGAGAAAAAAACAGUUCUUUUGCUUUGCUACUUUACCUGGUCAUUGAAUUUCUUUUCUUUUGUUUUUUUUUUCUAGAAAUUCGAUCAGGAAAAAUAGCAAAGCAAAAGAUUUGUUUUUUCUCGACCCAAAUCACUCAACUAGCUGAUGAGCUUAUUACAAUUCUUUUGCUUUGCUAUUUUUCCUGGACAUAUUCAUCAAAACAAUUCUUUAACACCUCUGCAUCUCAUUUAUCUUGUACAUUCUUUUCUCCAUUCAAUAAAUUCUGUGGGGGGAAGUUCCUCACUUCCUCCAGUUUACAGUCAAAAAAAAAAAAAAAACAAGGAAGUUUGAUCAGUUCAAGUUUUCCUUACUGAUUAAUUCAUUGGUUUGGACCUCCUAUACCAUGUGGUUUCCCUUUUGUUUUCUUUGCGUGGCAUUCAAAAUAUCAUAACUGAGCUUAUUACUAUCUCGGCAUCAGGUAGAGCAAAUAUGAAACCUUCUUGUGUGCCUAUCAAGUUCCUCGCAUGCUAAGUGAAAUCUUUGUUAGAAUUAUAUUUACAUUUGUAUCUGGUCGCAAUGGGACUACCAGGGCAUUUGCUUAGCUAUGUUUCCUCGCAUCACUUACCAUAUUAAAUACUUGCUUUCCUUUCAUCUCAAACAGGACUCACUCAAUAUAAAGCCUCCAAAGAAAUCACCGCUUGUAUUGAGGACGGUUGUCUUAGUUGCUGUUAUGAUCUGUGUUGUUUAUAUUUUCUCUGUGUGUUUAGAGCUAAUAGGGAAUCACAGAGAGCCUAGAAUAAUAAAGAUUGAACUAGCAGAACAGCCUUGUCAUAAUCCUGGUAUUCCACAAGCUGAGAUUCCUUAUGUGCACUAUCCGGAACCUUCCACUUAUAGCAGGGAAGAAUGUGCAUGCACACCAGUUCGAUACUUCGCUAUAUUGUCAAUGCAGAGGUCCGGAAGCGGAUGGUUUGAGACUUUAUUAAAUAGCCAUAUUAACAUUAGCUCUAAUGGGGAAAUAUUUUCUGCCAAAGAAAGGAGAAGUAAUAUAUCCGCUAUCACAAAGACAUUGGAUAAAGUUUACAAUCUAGAUUGGUACAGUAGUGCUUCAAAAAAUGAAUGCACAGCUGCCAUUGGCUUUAAGUGGAUGCUUAAUCAGGGUCUUAUGACAUAUCAUGAAGAAAUAGUUAAUUACUUCAAGAUAAGAGGGGUCUCUGCAAUAUUCCUCUUUAGAAGAAACUUGCUUCGCCAGAUGGUUUCAAUACUAGCGAACAAUCAUGAUCGAAGUACCAAGCAGUUAAAUGGCACACAUAAAGCUCAUGUGCACUCGAAAGAUGAGGCUUAUGUGCUUGCACGAUACAAGCCUAUAAUCGAUGCAACAUCAUUGGUUCCAAAUUUAAGAAACACAAGAGAGUCGGCCUCCAAUAUUCUCAGAUACUUUAAGAGCACACGCCAUAUUGUUCUCUACUAUGAGGAUCUCAUUCAGAACCAUAAUAAAAUGGUGGAUAUUCUGGACUUCCUUAAAGUGCCUCGGAGAAAGCUGGUCAGUCGUCAUGUAAAAAUACACACAAGGCCAUUGUCGGAGCAGGUUCAGAAAUGGAAUGAUGUCUACCAUGCCCUUAAAGGAACUCAAUAUGAGAAAUUCUUGACUGCUGACUACGAAAUGUAGAGCGUGACCAUGAGCUCAGUAUGUGUAAAUAACUUCCUCUCUUUUCUACCCCUUCCAGUGUCUGGCUUUGUUUAUUCAAUCUUAAGCCAGAAAGUUUUGGCCGUGGAAAUAGCAUUUGAUGCUAAAAGAAUUAUUCCGAAAGCUUUCCCAAGUUUUUGGCUUCCCCAAGAAGAUCAUUCAAGGUAUACAAAGUUGGUCCUAUACACGGAUUGUUCUUGUUUUCAUGUUGUGUUGGCAAAUUAUCAUUCUUGAUCAUUUUUUCGCUUGGUACCGGUCAUUGAUAGCAAUGUACUUAAGAUGUGAUGAUCUUGUUUAAAGUAGAUGGGUUGGUUACAAUGAGAUCUGCUUGCAAGGAA
Molecule: messenger RNA, 2810 nt
Organism: Phoenix dactylifera (date palm)
Lineage: Eukaryota; Viridiplantae; Streptophyta; Magnoliopsida; Arecales; Arecaceae
Source: RefSeq, a predicted model, not a curated record